Messenger RNA from Haemonchus placei, 1122 nucleotides. The record is from the annotation of a GenBank genome assembly. NCBI's taxonomy places the organism in Eukaryota, Metazoa, Nematoda, Chromadorea, Rhabditida, Trichostrongylidae.
AUGUUAGAGGAACAAAAGAUUGUGCAGGAAACCGUCGCGACCACCGUUGUUGAAGAGGAGCAGGCACCGGCUCUUCCCACCUCCGAGCCACCAAAGGACGACGUGGGUAAACCGGCUGAGCCUGAUGUCACCGAGGCACCGAAAACCGAUGAGAAACCAUCUGAAGAGGCUGGAAAAGAGGAGAAACCAUCUCAUCGUAUUUUCAAACGGCCUACGCUGAAAUGGGGUAAGAAACGCGACGAGCCAGCUGCUCAACGAGAACCUGAGCAGGCGAAGGAUAUUCGCGAGGACGCUCUGGGAUGGAUUGCGCAACAGAUUCCACCAGCUGUUCACAAGGUCAACUACUUCGUAUUGGACUGGGCUCAGAAAUUGGCUUAUGGUGAGUCAGAACGGCCACCUCUACCAGGCAAGGACGGUUCAGUGACUCGUAACCAGUUUUUGGCCUUCUUGCGUGAUGGGAAACUACUGACUGCCCUUGCAAAUAAACUGCAGCCUGGAGCAGUGAAAGUCGAACCUGAGAUAACCGCUGAAGCUGCUCCAGUAACAGAGUCUGCACCAACAGCAGAAACGGAGAAACCGGCCGAGGCACCCGCCGCCGAAGGCGAGCCUUCUAAGGAAGGAGAAGAGAAGAAGGAAGAGCCUGCCACGGAACCAGCAAAAACUGAGGAAAAGCCCGCAGCUCAGAAGACUCAAAAAGAGAAACAAGCCGAUCUUAUCAACCAAUUUGUUCUCUGGGCAAGAGAUAUACUUGGAUUCGAGGAAGGAAAGGGAAUGACCGCAGCAGAUCUAUUGGAAAAAGGAAAAUCUGGCUAUCCAGCCGUAUUUGACACGCUCUGGCAACUUGCCAUGAAAGCACAGGUGAAAUUCCAACAAGAAGGCAUUGAUGUCGACAGUGUGCUUAACGCAGCCAGCCAGGUUGUUCGCACUAACAUCAUCCAGUCGAUUCUGAACUUUUUCAAGCGUCGCCCAGCGCCUGUCGCUGAAAAGAAAGAUGAGCCCGCAGAGCCCGCUCCGGCUGAGGGUGGAGACGCAGCACCAAAUGCGCCUGAGGGGGAGCAAGUAGCUGAAGAGGAAUGCAAAAAGGUUGACGCAUUGACGUCAGCACCCGUUGCGGCUAAUUGA